AUGGAGACAACCUACAAAACCAACGAAGAACGAAGAGAGAGUAUGAUGGAUACAGGUGACCAAGCCAACGCGUUCAUUCGUAGUAAAAAGCUUCUGCGAUCGCCAAUACUCAAACAAGUCGAAACACCAGGCUCUAGCGGCAGUAAUGGAGGAAUACCUGAGACCCAGCAAAGUCGGGGGAUCAAUCCCCUGUUCCUGCCAAAGUCCAGCGGUAGUUUAACCCAGGAAGGAGGGCUGACUGGAGAUAGCAUCCUGAGCACGAUCAUGUUGAGGGUCAAAGAACUCGACACCUUCGUGCAGGACAAACCCAACGUGCAUAAGGAGAUCAAGACCAGGAUAGAAAAAUCAAUGGAUGAAUACUUUUUGCCAACAUUAUUCGGCAGUCAAGAUUGUGAAGAAUUUUUUCGCCAUUUGAGAUCAUUGACUACUUUGUGUUCAACAAUUGUUAAUUUUUCAAUGCUGGACUUAUUGCAUAGAGUUCAUAGAGUAGACUUUAUGAACUAUGCAGAAAAUAUACUGCAAUGUUAUGGAGUCAAUUCGAAGAAGAGUUCCAAAACCUGCCAGACAUUUCAACUUCCGGGCCUAGAGGAAAUCGAACAAACUGUUCUGAAUGCCCAAGUUGACGCUGAAAAUGAAAUGUUGCACCUGGGUCUUCAGGCUGUGCAUCCUAUCUCAGCCUCGAUCUCAGCAUUAUUUCCUGAAAUAAGGUCUGAAAUUCCUUUUGAAACACCCAUCACGAACGAAGAACGGAAUGAUGAUGAAGUCAAUACAUAUGCUGAUGCAGAUGUUGACUUGGAUGAUGAGCACAACUAUUUGGAUCUCGAUUUGGAUCAUUUGGAUAUAACUGUGGCUUCAAACGGUGAUUCCAACAUGCAUGCCGAGAUGUAUGUACCUUUGGAUGUUGAAGAUGAAUUGCGGCUUAUGCUAGGAGAAAGCGCUAACAACAUUGAAAUUAAACAUCUCAUCAAGGAAAAUGUAUCAAUAAAAUCAUCACGACUGUACUUCAAAAUGCAGAAUUCAGAUGGAAAAGAAGUUUUUGUGAAAAAGUCAACUGUCGUUUGGUUGUUUAACAAUGUUAAGGAUACCGUUAGUUCAGAUCGCCUAUACCGUUUUGUUAGGAAUAAUGAUAGGAGAGUUGAUCCUAUUUUAGCCCAGUCUGCAGGAACGCAUGAUGAAAUUCAUAUUGGAGAUUGGUGUGAGUUUAAAUAUAGGGCACAUGGAAGAACACGAGUCGUGUAUGGUAAUGUGGUAGGAUUUGAAUACAUAAACGGUAGAUCGAAGAACUACACGCUGCACUGCGCUCCAGUAAAACCACCCAGUGGCAUUGUGCCAAGAGGAAUUUUUGUGUAUGCUAACUGGUUUGAACGAUGUGGCAAUGUAGCGAACAAAAUUCAACUUACUAACAUUGUAAAUGAUGGUCGGAUUGAUAUAGAUUUGUACAAAACACAUAUCCAAUCUCCAACAUUUAUAAACAAUGUUAUGACACUAGCUUGA
Molecule: messenger RNA, 1494 nt
Organism: Toxorhynchites rutilus septentrionalis
Lineage: Eukaryota; Metazoa; Arthropoda; Insecta; Diptera; Culicidae
Exons: 3
Coding region: 1-1494 (497 amino acids)
Source: RefSeq, a predicted model, not a curated record